Molecule: messenger RNA, 3707 nt
Organism: Ostrea edulis (European flat oyster)
Lineage: Eukaryota; Metazoa; Mollusca; Bivalvia; Ostreida; Ostreidae
Product: kinesin-like protein KIF23
Exons: 23
Coding region: 125-2794 (889 amino acids)
Biological process (GO): microtubule-based movement
Cellular component (GO): nucleus; kinesin complex; microtubule
Molecular function (GO): ATP hydrolysis activity; ATP binding; microtubule motor activity
Source: RefSeq, a predicted model, not a curated record
AGCGCCGAUUGGUCAUGUGAUUUUUCGAGGCAAUUUUUAAACAAGCAUUGAGAGGAACAGGUAUAUUGUUCAUUGUUUACUUGUCUUCCAACCAACAAUUCCAUGCAGAUGCUUUGUUGAAAUCAUGAAACCACAGAGAGGGAAAAACUCCAAAAAGAAAGGUGAAGUGGAACCAGUGGAGGUGUACUGCCGUGUCCGUCCACUAGACAAUCCAGAUGACAACUGUUGUGUAAAACCGCUCGGCACCACUCUUGUCCAACUUAUACCACCAGAGAAUUCUUUAGCAGUGGCAAGAAAUGGACAAAUCAAAGAGUACCAGUUCACAUUCCAAUAUGUCUUUGAUGAAUACAUGUCUCAGAAGGCAGUGUUUGACUAUGUGGCUUGUCCCCUGGUAGAUGACCUUAUCAAGGGCAAAAAUGGACUCCUCUUCACUUAUGGAAUCACCUCCUCUGGCAAGACAUACACCAUGACAGGGUCCCCCAAAGACCAGGGCAUCCUGCCUCGCUGUCUGGACGUCCUGUUUAACAGUAUCAGUGGGGUCCAGGCCAAGAAAUAUGUCUUCAAAUCGGACAAAAUGAAUAGUUUUGAGGUACAAUCUGAGGCAGAUGCCAUGAUGGAACGACAGAAGAGGGACAUAUUGCCAGGAAUCACAACUCCCAAAACACCCACCACCAACAGAAGGGGUAACUUUGGAGACCAGGAGAGGAUCAGCGACCCCACCAUUCUGUCCAGUGUGGACGAUGACAAUCAAUAUGCAGUAUUUGUCUCCUACAUAGAAAUAUACAACAAUUAUGUCUAUGACUUGUUAGAGGAACUGCCCUACGACCCGAUCACAGGUUACAAGCCCCCCCAGACAAAGAUCCUGCGGACAGACUCCAGUGACUGUAUGUAUGUGAUGAACUGUGUGGAGGUAGAGAUCACCAGUCCUGAGGAGGCGUUUGAAAUUCUCUUCAAAGGUCAGAGAAGACGUAAGGUGGCCCACACAGCAUUGAAUGCGGAGUCCAGUCGCAGCCAUAGUAUCUUCAACAUCCGCCUGGUGCAGGCCCCGCUAGAUCCCCGGGGGGAGGAGGUUCUACAGGACACAGACAAGAUUUGUGUGAGUCAGCUGUCUUUGGUGGACUUGGCAGGUAGUGAGAGAACUCACCGAACAAAGAAUGCUGGGGACAGACUCAAAGAAGCUGGAAAUAUCAACCAGUCUUUGAUGGCCUUGAGGAACUGCAUUGAGAUUCUCCGUGAGAACCAGAAAAACAACUCCAAUAGGAUGGUUCCAUACAGGGAUUCUAAAUUGACACAUCUGUUUAAGAACUACUUUGAUGGAGAGGGAAAAGUUCGAAUGAUUGUGUGCGUCAACCCAAAAGGAGAGGAGUUCGAUGAGACUAUACAUGUGAUGAAAUUUGCUGAGUUAUCACAGGAAGUACUUAUUGCUAGGCAACAGCAAGUGAGGUUUGAUAUUGGAUUAACCCCAGGUCGACGAAAGAUGAACCAAAACUACAAGGAAAAAUUCAAAUCAGAAGAUGACUUGUAUCCUGCUGCAAAAGUUUCCAACUUUGACUUCUCUCUGGGGCCUGGGUUCCCUCCGUUUGAAUUGAUGCGGUCUAGUGACGACAUUGUUCUACCUCAGUUAGAGAAGUUUUUGGAAGAUCGCCAAAAGCGUAGAGAAGUCUUACAGAUGGAGCUGGACAAACAGAAUGACGAGUUCCGUGCCCAGCUUGUGGAAUUUGAGAGGAACUAUGAACAGGCAUUGAUCCAGAAUGAGGAAUUCCAGCAGCGUGUGGAGAAAUCCGACUCUUAUGUCCAAAAGCUGGAAUCCCGGAUCCGCUCCCUGGAACGUCGCAUGGAAGAGAACUUGCGACAGACCAAAGAGUCAGAACGACAACGGAGGGAACUAGAGGCUGUGCUACAAGAUAAGGAUGUGAAAAUUCGUCAGGAAAAGUCCGAAAAAGAAAGAUUGAAGAAUGAUUUCCGAGCUCGACUAGACAUGAACAACCAGCACUGGGAGAAAAACUUGGUAAAAGAGAGGCAGAAAAUUGAACAAGAUUUCGGGGGCCAGAUUUGGGAGAAACAACAUAAGCUGAACAUGCUUAGAAACAUUGUGAAUGAGGCAGACAGUGAUUCUCCCAUGCCGGCCCCGCGGGAGAGUUUCAGAACACCUGCACCGAAGACUAGGACUUACACCACCCCUGGGAAAAUGGUGUCUGCCCAUUCAGAAAAUGACAUGAGGAGAGUAGGAAACAAUCCCACGCCACGGUCAAGGACUGUCACUACAGGGGCUACACUUAGCGCCGCCAGGGCAAACCUCCGACCCACCACCAGAUCUACCUCCAACACCCCUAAGCCAACACCAGCAUACAACCAUCGACACAGGAGGUCAAGGUCAUCCAAUGCUGAAAUCUGGUUAGACCAUCGCCCCCAAGGAAGUGUGGAACUAGAUACAGUACUUCAGCCUAAAAUGAAGAAGAAGAAAUCAGUGUCCAAACUGGAGGUGAAGGACACCAAAGAGGUGUCCAAGUACAUGCUGACCCACCAGGACAUGGACUCCGAAGAUAACCUGACCACCAAAUUAUACAAGGGGGACUGCCACCCCACGGCUGGCGGAGGCACUGCAGUGGUGUUCAAUGAUGUGGAGACCCUGAAACAAACAUCCCCAGGCAGCAGGAAACGCCGGAGUUCAUGUCCCCAACCUCAGGAUUUUGAGGGAGAUUGGACUGAUGUGGAGGAUCGUUGUAAUGUAGCCAUCGAAGGCCACGGCAAUGUCAGAAAAAGAAGCAAACAGACCGGUGCUACUAGAGUGUAGAUUGUGGGCCAACUUCUAGCGUGUGUGUAAUGAGCCGACUUCUAUAGUGUAUGUAAUGGGUGUAAUGGGCCAAUUUCUAGAGUGUACAUAUUUGACUGACUUGUAGGGUGUACAUAUGGACUAGGAGAUGAAAAUAUUGACAUUCUAGUCACAAAAUGAGUGAGAUAGAAACUUAUACAGACAUUGACUAGAGUUACCUCUCUUAGUGUGAGAGCUUGUAGAGAUGUGUGGUGCCUAUCCCUUCUCCUAGAGACUGCUUUGUAUACUGGUAAAUAUAAUACACGAUUAGUCUCUACACAUAGUCUACUUGGUUUUGAAUGAUUUCAUUGUGAUAUCAAUAGGGUCAUGUUGCUUUGAAUUAUUCUUUUAUUAUUGAUGAUGUAUAUAUUUUAUUAGUUAUUUUAGAUGAAACAUAAAAUAAAACAAGGUACAUUUUUUUAAUUGAAAUUGUGCAUAUUCUGUGUAUAACUGUAAAUAUUAUGUCGAUGUCAUGCUGUUUAUUCUCCACAAGUCCUAUCUUUAUGUUUUCUUCACAAGUCUUUAUUGCAUGUAUAUGCCUCCUUCAUGAUUCCCAUUUCUAUAUUUCCAUCAGUUGCCAUAACAGAAUUAUUUUUCCUAGACAACAAUUUUCAGUGAUCAGUAUACAUCUAUAUGGGUAGUCCGUAUAUUAAGACAAUAUUAUGGUGCUCUCUUUACAGCAAACAACUGCCAACUUUCUCAUUUGAAAUAAUUAGUUUUUAGCAUCUGUAGUUUUGUACUGUGAUUUUGUCCCCAUUCUCUACUGGUCGUCAUUUUAGUCUUCUUUUUUUCUGUCAGUCUCUUGUGUUUAUUAGAUUACAAAUCUCUGUUUUAUCUGUACUGAAAUUUUUAUAUUGUAUUUAUGGAUACACAAAAUAAAACAUGUAAGAUAUUA